Molecule: messenger RNA, 870 nt
Organism: Podospora anserina S mat+
Lineage: Eukaryota; Fungi; Ascomycota; Sordariomycetes; Sordariales; Podosporaceae
Exons: 4
Coding region: 1-870 (289 amino acids)
Biological process (GO): mitochondrial citrate transmembrane transport
Source: RefSeq, a predicted model, not a curated record
AUGUCAUCAGCACCGGCCAAAGACAAUAGCAACCACCCGGCGGUCAAGGGGCCAAGUGCCCUUCGGUCCAUCAUUGCCGGCUCAACUGCGGGCGCUGUCGAAAUUGUCGCAAAGACCAGGACACAGCUCAACCGCAGGUUAGCAGAGGGCAAGAAGCUGCCAUGGCCGCCUUUCGGUGCUCAGUGGUAUGCCGGGUGCACCACGCUGAUUAUCGGCAACUCGGCUAAGGCGGGCAUUCGUUACAAGAAGAUGCUGGCUGACGCCGACGGCAAUGUCUCCGGUCCUCGGACCGUGAUUGCGGGUUUCGGCGCCGGUGUGACCGAGUCUCUGCUCGCUGUCACACCGACAGAAAGUAUCAAGACCACCCUCAUCGAUGACCGCAAGUCCGCCAAACCUCGCCUCCGCGGGUUCCUCCACGCCGUUCCAAUCAUUGCCCGCGAACGUGGUAUCCGCGGUUUCUUCCAGGGUUUCGUGCCCACCACCGCCCGUCAAGCGGCGAAUAGUGCUACUCGCUUCGGUUCCUACACUGCUUUGAAGCAGCUCGCCGAGAGCUACACAGCGCCGGGAGAGAAGCUCGGCGGUGUGGCUACCUUCGCCAUGGGUGGUAUCGCAGGGUUGAUCACCGUCUAUGUGACCCAGCCUCUUGAUACCAUCAAGACGCGUAUGCAAAGUAUCGAGGCCAAGCAACUCUACGGCAACUCGUUCCGGUGCGCGAGCAUCAUCUUCAAGCAAGAGGGCGUGUUGACUUUCUGGAGCGGCGCGCUGCCACGAUUGGCGAGGUUGAUUAUGAGCGGUGGUAUUGUGUUUACCAUGUACGAAAAGAGCAUGGACCUGUUUAACAAGCUAGACCCAGAGGGCAGGUAUCUAUAA